CCUUUCCCUUGCAAAUUGCAAUAUAAAACACGUGGCGACGAACCGGAUCCUCGCGAAAUGUCGGCUUCGUAUGGAUUUCUGUCGAAUUUCGACCACCUGGCUCAGGACUGGUAUAACUACAAGUGUAGAUUGAACCAGUGGUUUAUCGCAAAUGAUUUGAAUGAAGACAAGGACAAGGGCAAGGUCAAGCGUCGGGCGAUUUUGCUCAGUGCAUUAUCAGAGGAAACAUAUAGGUUAGCUAGCAACUUGGCCCUACCGAGAAAAUUAGAAGAAGUGGAAUUUGACAGUGUUGUAAAACUGUUGGACGAACAUCUCACCCCGAAGAGGUGUGGUUUCGCAGAACGGUUCCAUUUUUACGCAGCGGUACAGCGGCCGGGUGAAAGUCACUCAGCGUGGGCGGCCAGAGUCAAGGGGUUGGCGGCUCACUGCAGCUUCAAAAGUCUCGAGGAGGCCGUGCUGGACAGAUUUGUCAUGGGUAUGGUAGCUGGCCACGAGAAGGACAAGCUGUUUGCGCAAAAUCUGGAGGGAUUAACCUUGAACACGGCGGUUGAGUUGGCGGAGAGUGUGCGGUGCGCGCGCGAGGCCUCGGCGUCGGCGCUCGGCGGUGCGGGGGCGGCGGCCGGCGCGGGACCCGCGCCCGUGUUCAGCGUCUCCGACGGCGAAAAGUGCAGUGUGUGCGGUUAUAGCAACCACAAAAGCGAUAAGUGUCGGUUCAAGGCUUACAAGUGUAAAAAGUGCGGAAAAAAAGGCCAUUUGCGUCGUAUGUGCUCGUCAAAUAAAGUGAAUUACGUUCAGGAGGCUUCUGUGGAUGAAGGAGAUGACGGUGAGUCGGUUCACAAUAUUCGUUGUGCUCAGGGUAAACCUAUGUCAGCGCGCAUUUCCGUGAACGGUCUGUUUUUGGAGUUCGAAAUUGAUAGCGGCUCGGCCGUUAGUGUAAUUUCAAAGAAAAUGUAUGACGCGAAUUUUAGCAAUGUACCAUUGUCAGUAACUAAAAGGCAGUUGCAUGACUACACGGGGGGCAAAAUAAGUUGUCUCGGGAUAGUGCGCAUGCCGGUGGAGUACGAAGGCCGAUCACGCAGCCUGGACGUGUUCGUGGCCGCGGGUGCCGCGCCGCCGUUGCUAGGCCGCGACUUCAUAUGUGCAUUUGACCUUGAGCUAGGGCCCGCUGUUGUAAAUUAUCUUUAUGAAUCAAACGAGAUAUUUGCUCAUCAUUUGGUACAAAAAUUUCCCAAGCUUUUUUCUGAUAAAUUAGGUUGUUUUAAUAAGUACAAAAUAAACUUAAAAUUAAAACCGGAUUCGAAGCCGAUUUAUUUCAAACCCCGCCCGGUCGCUUUCGCAUUAAAAGGUAAAAUUGAUAAGGAAAUUGAUCGUCUGCUUACUUUAGGCGUGCUAAAACCUACCGAACACUCUGAGUUCGCAUCUCCUGUAGUUCCGGUACUCAAAAAGGAUGGCGGAGUGAGACUGUGCGCUGAUUACUCUGUCUCAAUAAAUAAACAGCUGAUUGUUGAGCAAUACCCGUUGCCUACGGUACAUGAGCUGUUCGCCAAACUUCACGGAGGUGAACAAUUUGCUAAGCUCGACCUCUCAAUGGCUUAUAAUCAGCUCGUUUUAUCGGAUGAUGCACAGGACAUAACUUGUAUUAAUACCCACCGCGGAUUAUUUAAAUAUACGCGGUUGGUGUUCGGAUUGGCCAGCGCACCGUCUAUAUUUCAAAAAGCGAUGGAAUGCAUCCUGGCGGGGAUUGAAGGCACUGUCUGUUUUUUGGACGAUAUCUUGGUGAGUGGUAGCCCGUCCCAGCUUAGGUCAAGGUUAAUAGCGGUGCUGGAAAGGUUAGAAGCGGCCGGCCUUACCUUGCAGUUGAAUAAGUGCGAAUUUUUCAAAAAUGAAAUUCAAUAUCUUGGCCACAUAAUAGAUAAGAAUGGUAUAAGGAAGUCACCUGAAAAAAUAAAAGCUAUCGUGGAAGCACCAAAACCAUCUAACGUGUCAGAAUUGCAGUCAUUUUUAGGGCUGGUAAAUUAUUAUCGUAGUUUUGUUCCAGACGCUUCUUCCAUUUUAAGUCCAUUAUAUAACUUGCUUCAUAAAAAAACCGAAUGGGUUUGGUCUGUUGAACACGAUCAGGCUUUUACGAAUAUUAAAAAAAUUCUGACUUCUGAGCAAGUUCUCGCUCAUUUCGACCCCAGGGCAAAGUUAGUGUUAACGGUAGACGCAUCUCCAACGGGUUUGGGUGCCAUUUUGUCACAGUUUUGUCAUGGUAGUGUGGAGAGGCCUAUAGCAUUUGCGUCUCGAACUCUCACUUCAGCUGAAAAGAAAUAUUCUCAAAUACAGAAGGAGGCUACUGCCAUAAUUUUUGGAGUAAGACGGUUUCACCAAUAUUUGUAUGGCAGAGCUGAACCUUUUAUUUUGAGAACCGAUCAUAAACCACUGCUGUCAAUUUUUAGCCCAAGUCGUGGUAUCCCAGAAGUGACCGCAAACCGUUUGCAGCGCUAUGCCAUGUUUUUAGCGGCGUAUAAUUACGUUAUUGAGUACGUGCGCAGCGCUGAUAACAACGCCGACUAUUUUUCGCGUGCGCCGGUGGGGGCGACGCCGCCCGGCGCGACACGCGACGCAGAGGGGUCGGAGCCGAGCGACUACGAAGAGCGAGCAGCGUAUGUCAACUUCGUAGUGGAAGGCAGCUUGCCCGUCACAUUGCAGCGUCUGCGUGAGGAAACGGUUAAGGACCCGAUAUUAAGUAAAGUCACACAUUUUUUAAUGACCGCCUGGCCACGAAAGGUUUCGGAUGCUACGUUAAAACCGUAUUUUCAAUGCCGUUUGGAUUUAUCCGUCGAAAAUGGUUGCCUAAUGCGCGGACAUAAGGUUGUAAUUCCGUCAGUCUUACAAGAUCAAGUAUGUAAUGAUCUUCAUAGCUCCCAUUUCGGAAUAGUAAAAAUGAAAGCUGAAGCGCGUCAGCGGCUGUGGUUCCCAGGCAUUGAUAAGCGGCUGGAGCAGCUGGCCGCCGAGUGCGCAGUAUGCGCGCGGCUGCGGCCCUCUCCGCCGCGCGCGCCGCUUUCACCGUGGCCUUACCCGCCGCGCCCGUUUCAUAGGAUACAUUUAGACUUUCUGGGGCCAUUCGGUAAUCAGAUGUAUUUAAUUAUUGUCGAUGCUUAUUCUAAAUGGGUCGAAUGUUACAAUGUGAGUUCUUCUUAUGGUUCCAGGACCGUUAUCGAGAAACUCACAGAUGUGAUAUCUAGAUUUGGAAUUCCCCAUACCUUGGUCUCUGAUAAUGGUACAUCGUUUACGUCAUUAGAAUUCGCGAAUUUUUGUAAAUUGAAUGGUAUUACUCACAUUUUUUCACCCGUUUAUCAUCCUUCUAGUAACGGCCAAGCCGAGGGAUUUGUUAAAAUUAUUAAAAAAGGAUUAAAAAGUAUUAUUCUUAGCAGUUCAGUUAGUAAAGUUUCCCAGGAAAAAAUCGCUAAAUUUUUAUUUGAUUAUCGAAACUCCAAAAACAGCACAACCGGAAAAUCACCAUCUGAGUUGUUAUUCGGUCGUUCCUUGCGGUCUAGAUUAGAUUUGUUGAACCCGUCUGAAGUCAUUCCGUCAUCCACGAGCCUCACUGAUGUUGUGGAGCGUAAUCAGUUUUCACAGGUUAAAAAUUAUAAAGGGAAGUCUAGACCAAAUUUUGAGGUAAAUGAUCGAGUGUGGAUUAAAAAGUACCAGAUUAAUCACAAGUUUGAUUGGAUUGAGGGCGUUAUAACCGGCAAGCGGGGGAGAGUUAUGUACUCAGUAUACCUACCAAAACUUAAUUUAGAAGUUAAAAGACAUGUCGAUCAGAUAAGACGUCUUGAUAGUGACUCAGGAAUUUCUGCGUCUACUGGAAAUGCAGACCGGCAACCUGACAACGUUCCUGAUACUUUCAGCUCAUCAUCCUUAGUUCAUUCACCACCAUUAUCUAACGACAGUACGUCCAACUCAAGUUCUUUGUUAGCUGCAGUAGAGGAUCCGUCUCCUGACAUCGGAGACGUCGGAGAGAGAGAGAAUGAGAUAGAGACUGAAGUCAGUCCUUCUUCAGGGCCGGCUGUACUUGAACAUUCACUACCAGCAACAGUAAAUAAUGACACCCCGUCCGUCUCAAGUGGAGAGGAGCAAGGACGAAGCGUUCACGCCCCAAUGAGUUCAAACACUAGGUCUAGACGCCAACGAAAACCAGUUAAUUUUUAUAAGCCAUAAUAUAUAUAUUUUUUUGUUAUUCAUUAAUUUAGUUCUUAAGUAUUCGGGGAGGGAUGUUAUGUAUGUAUAGUUGCAUAGGAUAGGAGGCGCACCUGCGAGCGCGCCCUGUCGGCCAUUUAAUAAAGCAGUGUGAAACUA
Molecule: messenger RNA, 4341 nt
Organism: Aricia agestis (brown argus)
Lineage: Eukaryota; Metazoa; Arthropoda; Insecta; Lepidoptera; Lycaenidae
Exons: 1
Coding region: 58-4203 (1381 amino acids)
Biological process (GO): DNA integration; proteolysis
Molecular function (GO): zinc ion binding; aspartic-type endopeptidase activity; nucleic acid binding
Source: RefSeq, a predicted model, not a curated record